Molecule: messenger RNA, 129 nt
Organism: Funneliformis geosporum
Lineage: Eukaryota; Fungi; Glomeromycota; Glomeromycetes; Glomerales; Glomeraceae
Source: the annotation of a GenBank genome assembly
AUGAGUGAAGACCAAAAUAUUUCUGAUGAUUUACUUGUUUCUAAAACUUUUGAAGAUUAUUCUCUACUGAAAUAUAAACCAUAUCAAGAUGAAGAAGAGAAAAUUCAACAUACCAGAGACUACAACUGA